Phaeoacremonium minimum UCRPA7 is the source of this 1545-nucleotide messenger RNA. Its product is annotated as putative ribosome biogenesis protein sqt1 protein. The record is from RefSeq and is a predicted model, not a curated record. NCBI's taxonomy places the organism in Eukaryota, Fungi, Ascomycota, Sordariomycetes, Togniniales, Togniniaceae. The coding region runs from base 1 to 1545 and encodes 514 amino acids. Gene Ontology annotation, molecular function: protein binding. The transcript has a single exon.
AUGUCUGCCAACCCCCACCAACAUCCCGACGAUGUCGACUCGGACCCGGACAUGCUCGACGCCGACGACGCCCUCGAGGAAGUCGUCGCCGACGAGGGCGAUGUGGCGAUGGACUCGGGUGACGAGGGCGACGAGCAGCAGGAGGAAAUCACACUUCAGAACGACUCGAUUGCCUACUUCGACGCACACAAGGACUCGGUCUUCGCCAUCGCGCAACACCCCACCGUCCCCUCGCUGAUUGCGACGGGCGGCAGCGAGGGCGAGGCGGAUGACGCCCCCGGCCGCGGCUACGUGAUUGAUAUCUCGGGCGUCAGGGAGCGGCCCGUGCUGCCGGCGAGCUGGAGCAGCGGCGGCGGCGAGGGCGGCGGCGCGCAGAGGAGCACGGAGAUCAGCCCGGUUUUCACCAUCGAGGGCCACACGGACAGCAUCAAUGCGCUGGCGUUCACGCUGCCGCGGGGCGAGUUCCUCCUGUCGGGCGGCAUGGACGGGCGGCUGCGCGUGUACGCCGUCGCGGCUUCGCCCAGUGCGCCGGCCAGCGCAAAGUUCAAGUUUGUUGCUGAGUCGCAAGAGGUGCCCGAGAUCAACUGGCUUUCGGCAUGCCCCGACCCGUCUCACCCGAAUACCAUUGCUCUCGGCGCAUCCGACGGCUCAGUAUGGGUGUAUACCAUCGAUUCCUCAGAUGCUUCGAACCCCCUACAGAUCGUCCAGAGUUAUUUCCUUCACACAGGCUCUGCAACGGCCGGCGCUUGGACAUCAGAUGGCGCACUGCUUGCCACUGUUUCAGAGGAUAGCAGUCUAUACGUUUACGAUGUAUGGGGUAUUGCUGCGGCGAAGGGCAGCAUCGACUCGAACGGGAUGACCGUCGUGUCACUGACUGGCGAGGAUCAGCGGUUUGAAGUCGAAGGUGGCCUAUACUCAGUAGCCAUAGAGCCAAGAGGCGGUUUUCUCGCAGUUGGCGGAGCGGGCGGCUCGAUCAGGAUCGUUGGCCUACCACGGCUCUCAGAACAGGCACAGGCUCCCCAAGGGCAGACCAAGUCAAAAGCUCGCGCCGGCAAAGCAGGACGCUCAGCGGGCGCGGGAGGUGCAGACAGCAGUACACAAGCGGGACAGAUCCUGGCGGCGAUACAAGUACAGUCAGAUGGUAUUGAGACGCUAUCUUUCUCACCUGCGCCACAGACACUCCUGGCUUCGGGGUCAGUGGACGGCAGUAUAGCGAUCUUCGACACAUCAAGGUCCUUCGGUUUGAGGAGGCAUACACAGGGUGCCCACGACGAGUUCUCCGUGGUCAAGGUGGAGUUUGUGAAGCAGAACGGCUGGGCGCUGACAAGCUGCGGCAUGGACGGCGUGGUGAAGCGAUGGGAUCUACGCGGUGCAACGGCGAGCCAGCACGUCAGCAGCUCAGACGCGUCUGGGCUCGUUAAGGAAUGGCGCGGCCACAGGGGAGAUGGCGAGGGCGGCGGCGUGCUGGGUUUCGUUCAGGGGGAGACAGGCGAGCGGGUCGUGACGGCUGGUGAUGACGGUGUGGUGUUGGUCUUUGAGGCAUAG